AUGCUUCUCAUCGCUUGUUUUAUUUUGAUACUAACUCAUUUAUCAGAUGCCCGAGAAUUCAAAGGUGAAAGUGAAUCCACGAACGAGAGUCUCAUGAAAAUGGUUGACAACGAAUGGAUGGAUAAAUUCAUUCCCCGACAAUACAAAAAAGAGCAUACACUACCAGGAUCCGAUCAAGAUGUCACAAAAGAUAAUAACUUCGGAUUCAGUGAGCAAGGAAUGAAGGAUUUAGACGAGGUUGGUGGUCUAGUUGGUGGAGGAGAUUCCGACCUUCUUGGCAUCCUUCGUCCUUACUAUUCUAUGGUUGAAAUGACCGCCAACGGAAACAAACAAGGAAUGGGACAGUAUCUUCAUGUACUUCCUGAUUCAUCUGAAGGAGAUACUCCGAUUUAUUCUGUCGGUGGGUCAAUGUACGGAGGAGUUGAACCAGCUGGGGCAAAGUUGGGAUACAUGAACAGACCAUUCGGAAAGAAGAGAUAA
Molecule: messenger RNA, 480 nt
Organism: Caenorhabditis remanei
Lineage: Eukaryota; Metazoa; Nematoda; Chromadorea; Rhabditida; Rhabditidae
Exons: 4
Coding region: 1-480 (159 amino acids)
Source: RefSeq, a predicted model, not a curated record